Molecule: messenger RNA, 5799 nt
Organism: Phyllostomus hastatus (greater spear-nosed bat)
Lineage: Eukaryota; Metazoa; Chordata; Mammalia; Chiroptera; Phyllostomidae
Gene: CUNH4orf50
Product: chromosome unknown C4orf50 homolog
Exons: 18
Coding region: 1-5241 (1746 amino acids)
Source: RefSeq, a predicted model, not a curated record
AUGGAGCCAGCGGCCACAGGACGCGCCGAGAGGACGUUCAGCUACGUUGUCAGGGCGCCCGGCGGCGACGGGUUCGAUGUCAUGAACGUGGACCUGAAGAUCGACACGGCCUGGAUCUUCCAGGACGCGGAGGGCGGCGAUGAGGAGCGGGGGUGUCUUCCCGAGGCCGCCGCCGCCGCUGGGGCAAGCCCGGACCUGGACACCGGGGUGCUCCGGGAGCAGCUGGAGUUCUCCGAGCAGAAGCUGCUGGCCGCCGUGGACAAGUACGUGAGGUCGGAGUCUGGGCUCAGGAGCAGAAUCCAGGAGCUGGAGCUGUCGGAGCGGAGGCUGCUGCGGAAGGUGGACCAGCUGCGUGCCCGCGUGUGCCAGGAGCGGGGCGCCUCUCUCCGGGCCCAGGAGCAGCUGGAGGCGCUGCAGGGGGAGCUCGCCAGCCAGGUUCUGGAGAAGGAGCGCGCGGCCCGGCGGCAGCGGUGGCGCCUGCGGCGGCUGCGGGAGCAGCUGCGGUACAAGGACGAGGCGCUGGGGCAGCAGACGGCGGCCCUGGAGCGCUGCCGGCGGACGCAGCGCCGCCAGCUGGGCCUCGCGCGCCAGCAGGAGCGGGCCCUGCGCGAGCAGGUGCGACGGCUGGAGCGGGACGUGCGGCGCCUCUGCCGCGCUGCCGGUCUCCUGCUGGCGGAGCUGGACGCCCCCGCCCCGGGCCGUCGCCCGCCCCUGGGUCCGACCGGUCCCCGGCAAGCCCUCGAGGAGGAGGCUGCGGCGUGGUGCGCCCUGCAGGCGAGGGCGGAACUCGGCGAGAGCGAGCGGGACGCGGCGGCGCGCCGGCAGCGGGAGCAGCGGGAGCAGCGGGAGUGCAGCCUCCGCGUGCAGCUGGAGGAGCUUCGUUGCUACAUCUUCGAGCUGAAGCUGUCGGAGAUCGGCCUGCAGGGCCAGGUGGAGGACCUCACAGAGCAGAACAGGUGCCUGCGAGAGGAGCUGGGAGCCCGGGCGCCCGGGCAGACGGUGCGCAGCGUGGCCGCCGCUGGUCCCUGCAGCCCGCCAGACCUGCUGGUGGAGGCAGAGGCUGACGGUCUGCAGUGGACGUGGCCACUGGCCUUCUGGGAAGGGCUGUUCCCUGGUGUGGUCCUCCUGGCCCUGUCGCCGGGUCAGCCUGCAGGGGCCGGCGAGGAUGCGCCGGGCCACAUUCAUGACGAGUGGCUGUCUCUGCCUUGGGAGGAGGCGCUGGAGGCCCGCAGACGCCCCGGCCGGCCGACCUCUCCCCACCCCGGCGGCGCCCCGGGACCGGGGCCCUCAGCAGGCCAGCCCGCCGAGGGGCCCCACACCUGGGGCAGCAUCGGGGCAGGAGGAGGCCCCUUGGUGCCGGUGCCGGGCCUGGAGACCCCGGCUGGCCUCCUGAGACACCUGGCUGGGCCCGCCCUCGGACAGCCCGCUCCCGCUGAGCCCAGUUGGCACGAACAGACGCUUCUGCUCAUCGGCGGCUACCACCCCGUGGGGCCGUGCCCAGCCGGCCCCCUGCUGCCCGUGGAGCUGGCUUGGAUCCCGGAGCAGAGGCCAGCGACCACCCCAGCCCGGGAGCCCUGCCUCGUGCUGCAGAUGCCCACGACCCCUCCCUGGGGGCCCACUGGGGACGUGGCUGCCCUGCUGCUCCAGGGGGCGGCUCUGGGACAGCUCCGGAUCCAGCAGGUGCUGGACGCCGGGCCCUCGCCGGCAACCAGAGCCGGGAGACAGCCCUGCUGGCAGCACCACCAGACUCAGAGCCAUGACGCCCCACUCUGCGAGGAGUCCCCACCGACGUCAUACCACCGAUGUCCUCAGACGGGGCCCAGGGACCUCAACAGCCUUUGGAAGGAGGGAGGAGGAGCCCCAGAGUGGAGACCCGAGGAACGGGGGGCCCGGAGGACUUGGGGCAGGAGUGACGAAGACCUUGGUGAUGGGUGCCAGCGGCAUCAGGAAAGCCACCAGCAUCCGAGCGUGGAGGGUGGCACUGGGGGACCAGAAGGCCUGUGGAGCCCACCCAGGGCCGCAGCACCCCAGGCCGCUGCCUCCUGCAUGUGGCCCAGGCGGGAGCCCGGCCAGCCUCUUCCGUGGGGUGGGAGCUCCGUGUCCACGGAGGGUCCCGAACCCCCAAGUGGGAGACAGAUGGCGGAGGAGCAAGUCUGGGGCCUCUUGGGGGGGCUUCCCCUCGCAGAGGAGGAAGGGGCGCCCCCAGCCAGCUCUGUCAGAGCUCCUAGCGCGAAAGGACGGUCACCUAUCGGCGCUUGGCUACUUGAAGAGGAGGCCGGGGGCCUCAGGAGCAUUUGGGGCCAGGAGGAAAGCCGCAUGUGGGCUGGAGACGCUCUGUUUCUGCUCAGGGAGAGCCCGGGGGACGGGGGGCAAGGGCAGGCGGAGAAGGUGCCGUGUCCGGCGGGGUCCAGCCCAGGCUGCCUGGAGCUCACAGAAGGGCCCAGCUCUGAGGAACGGGAGGCCCAGGAAGUGCUCUGCUUCGUGGCAGAGGGAGGUCUGCCACUGUCUCCCACGUGGGCCCUGUCUCCCGAGGGGGCCGAGCCCACCCGUCCCCCAAGGGCUCCGAGCCAAGGACACGGCAGCCCGGUGCCCACGCUGGACGUGUUGGCAGAAGAGAUGGAGGCUUGCUUCCAGCAGCUGUGUGUCCUGAAGCUCGUCGGGACUGGGGGUCGCAGGGGGGCAGCUCCCAUGCUGGCAGGAAGGGAUGGGCGCCGGGAGCUGGCGGACCCUUGGCAGGUGCUGGGCAGCCAGGGCUUGGAGACUCGUCCUGCGAGGGAAGGCGAUGCCAAGGAGAGGCACGGAGACGUGGAGCCGGGGGAGGCCCUGGGAGCCGGCCAGGUCCUUCCAGAGCUGGGGCUUGACUCGGGGGACCUGCGCCCGGGGCCAGGGCAGCCCCCCGAGCUGGGCCAGAGCCUCGGGGAGCCCUCGGCGGCCCUGGAGAGGGCCAGGAGAAGCCUCCGCAGGUUCGUUUCCGGACUGAAGGAGGAGAGGAGCAGAGUUUUACAGGACAACCUCAGGCUGCGGAGAGACCGGGAGAGAUGCCACCAGAGGAUGCGCGCCCUCCAGAGGGAGGGCGAGAGGAGCGCCACCAGGGCCUGCACCCUCGCGCGGGAGAACGGCGCGCUGCUGGGGGACGUCCGUCGCCUGCGGGGGGAGCUGGACCAGUACCUGCAGGUCAUCGCCGACCUGGAGGACUGCAACGGGAAGAGCUACGUCAAGAUCUCGGAGCUCGAGGAGGAGAACGGCACGCUGAGGGGGUGCCUGGGCCGGCUGCGCAGAGCCACGGCGGAGAGCGCCCGGCAGUGCAAGGGCGUGGUACGGGACGUCACGCGGGAGAACCGGGAGCUCAAGGCGCUGAUCUCGGAGCUCGGAGUCAGCUACAGAGGGCUGAUCCAGGACGUGGUGGUGGGCGUCGAGGACGUGGUCCGGGCCUUGCGGGGGGAGAACGAGCGCCUUCUGCACAGGAUCCGGGUCCUGGAGGGGGAGGUCGCCGUGAGCGUGAGCGUGAGCGCGGACGGGGGAUGUUUGCAGGCAGCUCAGGGCAAAGGCAAGGUGGCUGCCGUGGAGAGGGCGGUGCAGGUGACCCUGCUUCCAGAGCCCCCGGCGCCCCGAGUCCUCGGGCUGCCCCUGGAAGAGGCACAGGGUCCAGCUGCAGGGUGGACGGGACCCGCCCUGGGCACAGAGGAGACCGGAUGCCGAGCUGAGUCUGCGGCCCCGUCGCCGGCCGGGACAGACGCCGGCGCACCGGGAGACCUCGGUGGGGCGGCAGCGCACAGGGCACACCUGGAGAAAGAGGAGGAGAGGCCACGGUGGCCUGCGGACCGAGGGCCGGCUCGGAGGUCUCUGCGCCACGGCCCCCAGGCCGUGCGGACCGGAGGCUGGUGGGACUUGGGGGGCGUGUUCACCCGCAGGGCUGCCAGUGGGGCUCGGGCCGAGCCCUGGUUUGGGGAGUGUCCCCGAGAGAAAUGCAAGGAGAGCGUGAGGCCGUCCUAUUUCGUAGCUGUCCACCCCGAGCUCAGCAGACCCGGUGGGACCUGGGACUCGGAGCAGGUGACUGCCGAGCUGAGGGUUCCAGGUGGGAAAGGGCAGCGGGUGGAGAGCAUUCCAGGCGGAGGGAGGAGCGAGUGGCCGGGCCCUGAGGCGGGCACGGGCCUGGGCAUCGGAGGCACGGACGGUGGCGGGGCAGCUGGGUCCCAGUGGGCAGGGGUCGGGCGAGGACUCCCCCGGGGCCGCACAUGUGACCGGAGCGCGUGUGCUAACGUCUGUCAGGGAGUCCAACCCGCCGUGGUGCCCUCAGGACCACGGGGACAGGGCCCCGUCGGCAUCCCUGCGGAGGGCAGAGGCGGCGAAGAGAGGCGCCAGACCUCCCGGAAAGGCCGCGUUGCUUCCCGAGCCUCGGAGCGGGGCCUCGUGGGGCCGUUCCAAGACCCGGAGGAGGAGGAGAAGGAGGACCCGGGGCUGCGCGCCCGGCGGCUCCGCCACCAGGUGCUGACGCUGCAGUGCCAGCUCCGGGACCAGGCGUCCGCGGGCCGGGAGCUGCAGGCGGCUCGGGACGAGGCCCUCCGCCUCCGGGACCAGCUGCAGGCCCAGGUGCAGGACCUUCAGCAAAAGCAGCAAGAAGCAGAUCUGGCGGUGACCCCCUUGAAGGCCAAGCUGGCUUCCCUGGUGCAGAAGUGCCGGGACCGGAACCAGCUGCUGGUGCAGCUGCUGCAGGAGCUGCGUGGACGUGGGGCGGCCGACGCCCUACUCUCCGAGGUGGUGCGCGGCAUGGUGGACGACGUGGCGCUGGCCGAGUACGCGGCCGCCUUCCUGGUGCCAGGGCUCCCGGAGACAACCCACCGCCUGGACUUCCAGCCUGAGGAGGCAGCGGCUGUAAGAGCUCAGAAGUAUCUCCUAAACCCUGAGACGGACAGCGUCCUCCCGAGACCUGCGUGCGCCGAGUCCCAGCCCCUCGCUGAGGCCAUGUGGCCGGCACAGACAGCUCCACCGGCUUCUCUGGAGCUCCCUCUGCCUCCGGGGCCCACCCCGGGUCCGGGACGAUACCCGGCCGAGGCCACCCCGACGUCGGGACCCCCUGCCCGGCGUCCGCACGGAGGAGGAGAAGGAGAAGGCGGAGCGGCCCCCCCGGCCCCCCGAGCCGCCGAGCUCCGGAGCCCCGCGAGGAUCCUGGCCCUCCACAGAGAGCUGCGGCACAGCAUCCGCAGCAGCUCCCGGGCCCAUCCAUCACCGCUGGAGCCGUAACCCCGACAGGACCGCUCCCUCGCCGGGGCCGUGUCCCGGACUCCAUCAAUAUUUGAAGCGGAGCCUUCGGAGAACGCUUUAAGAGAUCGGCAGCGAUCAAAGGCCGCGCUCGGCGGCAAGUGGCUUUGCCUUCGGCGCCGGGGCUUCCGUGGCUGCCGGAGCUGGGGAGGAGAAGGGGCGGCACCUCGCAGACCCCGAGGGCUGCAGCCGUGGCAGGCGCCCAGGCGCCACAGGGAGCACUCACGGAGCCCGCAUCGGGUGGCCGGCCCUGCGGUGCCCACCCCCCAUCCCCCCGGGCCUGGUUUUGUCCCCGAGGAGCCACCACAAUUGGCGGUGUCUGCAGACACUGCUGUCGUCACACCUGGGAAGCUGCUGCUGGCAUCGAGCGGGUAGACUCGGAGGAUGCUGCUGAGUGCCCCCCAGUGCACGGGCGGCCCCCAGAACGGAGAACAACGGCCCCGCCCAGCGGCCGGCGCGCUGGGGGGUGGUGCCUCGGGCGGGUCUGGCAGCUGCGAACAGAGUCAGCCGUUUUGUUCUUCCCCUGUCCCUGGGACCCGC